Molecule: messenger RNA, 812 nt
Organism: Lactuca virosa
Lineage: Eukaryota; Viridiplantae; Streptophyta; Magnoliopsida; Asterales; Asteraceae
Source: the annotation of a GenBank genome assembly
ACCACAAUCACCAAAAAUAUACCGAUCUAAUUCCUAUUCAAAGAUAUACAACAACCAAGACCAUGGACACAUCCUCCAACGUUGUCUUUCUAUUCUGCAUGGUGCUAUCAAUCGUCUCCGCCUCUGCUGAUGCUGCUUAUGGAGUUGCUAAGCUGCCUGAGAUCCCUCACAAGAUGAAACAGAAGGAAAUUCCUAAAUCGAUUGCAGUUCAAGGCCUAAUAUAUUGUAAAUCCGGCCCUAAAUUCAUCCCACUUAAAGGAGCCAUGGCAAGAAUAACUUGUUUGGCAAGAAACCAACACGGACUUGAAUUAGCACCUUUCUCCAUCUCAAGUUGCCCAGCUGAUGAUAAGGGUUACUUUUUAGCCAAACUGUCCCCUCCAUCGACGAAGUUCUUAAAGAAUGCUCAGUGGGAGCUCAAAGAGUGCAAAGCCUUCCUCCAGAGCUCGCCAUUGAAGGACUGCAAGGUUCCUUUGGAUAUUAAUGGAGGGGUUAAGGGUGCUCAUAUUAUUGCUUCGUCGUCUCAUCGUCUCCUUAAAAACGCAAAUCUCUAUUCGCUCAAACCCUUUUUCUACACUAGUGAUAAACCUCAUACAGUCUCCGAUAACAAGAAAUAUUAACAAGAGUAUUAAUAGAUUUACUCUUGCAAUAUUUGAUGAAUCAUUUUUUCCAAUUUUAAAUGUACUUUAAUUUGUUCUUAUAUUUUUUUUUUUCAUUUUGUUGUGAUCGAAGAGAAUUACAUGAGGUUUUUGUCUCAAUUUAAAUGCAAAUUCUUAUUGUUCACAUUAUAGAAAGAAAGAACAAUGAUAAUCAAG